Penicillium subrubescens is the source of this 1263-nucleotide messenger RNA. RefSeq lists its product as uncharacterized. The record is from RefSeq and is a predicted model, not a curated record. The transcript has a single exon. Gene Ontology annotation, molecular function: protein binding. Bases 1 to 1263 code for a protein of 420 amino acids. NCBI's taxonomy places the organism in Eukaryota, Fungi, Ascomycota, Eurotiomycetes, Eurotiales, Aspergillaceae.
AUGGUCGAUCUUCCCAAGAUGACUCAAGAAAAACCUGUCCUUGUUUCGUGCCAACGAGAUAAAGCGCCGAUCGAACCAGACCAAGAGGACGAUAAGCACUUGGAUGUCCCCGAAGAGCCUGAUUACGUUCUAAUAACGCCGAGCGACUUGGCCGAGAAAGCCAAAGAAAUCAACCGCAAUCUGCAAGAUACCCAUCAAUACAAGACUCAAGUGGUCAAAAAGAUCUUUCUAAACCGCGCCCCUUCAAUACCGACCGGGCUCGGAAGGAGAUUGGGGAACCUGCGAACAUCAUUCUCACUCGUCACCGUCAUCAACCACAUUGCCGACAAUCAAUUCCCACAAGCCAAAAAGCAAGCAAAAAGAGCUCUCGAACUUGCACAGGCUUCAAAUGAUAAGCUUUCCGUUGCGCGUUGUCAUUAUUGGAUGGGACGAAUCGAAUUCGAGAAGCAGAAUAUGCAGGCAGCACAUGCUCACUUCCUCGCUGCGCGCCCUUGUAUCAUGGAUAAUAUCAACCCAGAAGGGGAAACUCUUCGGUUUUACUUGGACGCAUCAAGGAAAGGAAUCUCGGGAGAGUAUAUGAAACGCAUACUCACUCAAUAUAACCUUGCCUUGGUCCAGAGCGCUCCUCGUGAGAGACCAUUCAGACGAUCAAAUCCACCAACGCCCAAACGCAAAUGGGAAAACCAACCGUGGAAAGCUGUUCUCCGGCCAGCUCUCACGGACAAGACUGGAAAACGACAGAAGCGAUCACCAGGCCUGAAUACCUCGAAACGUCUCGGGAGAUUGAACAAGUGGAUUGUUAGGGAUGUUCCGGAUCUUCCGGAUCUUCCUUUCCGACCGAAAGACAGUUCGGGCACAACCAAGCCCGAUCAAGGAUCAACAAACCAUCACGAGCUUCCUGGCGACCCUGGCACCACCGAAAACCAAGCAGACUUUGUCAGGGUCGAAGGCAAGGCCCAUGGAAUGGGAGCUUCAGAAGAAGGCAUGGAGUGGCUACAGGCGGCGAAUUCUGGCCCCCGCCUAGAACAGCGUGGGGAAUUUACUCUAAGGUGUUAUCCUGUAGGGCUCUCGCCGCGAACUCGUUCAACAGAAAUAUUUUCCAGAAUACCUGAUGAGAUUCUUCUAUCUGCUCAGGAAUGGAAGUCUCUCAGCAAAUUGAUGAGCAAUCGUGCAAUCACAAUGGCCUACCUUGCGAAGGAGAGGCAGCUUAGAUUGUCCAACAUGGAGGAAAUUGCACCGACUUCUGGGGUUGAGGGCAAAUGA